Pan troglodytes (chimpanzee) is the source of this 4419-nucleotide messenger RNA. RefSeq names its product mucin-3B-like. The transcript has 4 exons. Bases 1 to 4419 code for a protein of 1472 amino acids. Lineage: Eukaryota; Metazoa; Chordata; Mammalia; Primates; Hominidae. The record is from RefSeq and is a predicted model, not a curated record.
AUGGCCACCACCAAGACCACCUCACACAGUACUCCCAGCUUCACUUCUCCAAUCGCCACCAGGGAGACCACCUCACACAACUACCUCACACAGUACCCCCAGUUUCACUUCUAUCGCCACCACAGAGACCACUUCACGCAGUACUACCAGCUUCACUUCUUCGACUGCCAUCACAGAGACCACCUCACAUAUACUGCCAGCUUCAGUUCUUCAAUCACCACCACUGAGACGAACUUACACAGUACUCCCAGCUUCACUUCUUCAAUCACCACCACCGAAACUGCCUCACACAGUACUCCCAGCUUCACUUCUUCAAUCACCACAACCAAGGCCACCUCACACAGUACUCCCAGCUUCACUUCUUCAAUCACCACCACCGAGACCACCUCACACAAUACUCCCAACAUCACUACUUCAAUCAGCACAACCGCGACCACAUUCCACAGUACUCCCAGGUUCACUUCGUCAAUCACCACCAUUGAGACCCCCUCACACGGUACUCUCAGCUUCACAUCUUCAAUCACCAGCACUGAAACCACCUCACACAGUAGUCCCAGCUUCAUUUCUUCAAUUACCACCACCAAGAUCACCUCACACAGUACUCCCCGCUUCACUUCUUCAAUCACCACAGUGGAGACCCCCUCACACAGUACUCCCAGCUUCACUUCCUCAAUUACUACUGCUGAGACCACCUCACAUAGGACUUCCAGCUUCACUUUUUCGAUCACCAACACCAAGACCACCUCACACAGUACUCCCAUCUUCACUUCCUCAAUCACCACCGAGACCAGCUCACACAGUUCUCCCAGCGUCACUUCUGCAAUCACCACCACCGAGACCACCUCACUCAAUACUCCCAGCUAUACUUUUUCGAUUGCCACCACCAAGAACACCUCACAGAGUACUCCCAGCUUCACUUCUUCUAUCAUUACCAUGGAGACCAUACCACACAGUACUCCCAGCUUCACUUCUUGUAUCACUACAAACAAGACCAUACCACACAGUACUCCCAGCUUGACUUCUGCGAUCACAACCACCAAGACCACCUCAAACAGUAUUCAAGGUUUCACUUUUUCAAUCACCCCCACCGAGACCACCUCACACAGUACUCCCAGCUUCACUUCUUCAAUCGCUGCCAUGGAGACCACCUCACACCAUACUCCCAGCUUCAAUUCUGUGAUCGCCACCUCCGAGACCAACUCACACAGUGCUGCUAGCUUCAGUUCUUUGAUUGCCACCACUGAGACCACCUCACACAGUACUCCCAGCUUCACUUCUUUGAUUGCCACCACUGAGACCAUCUCACGGAGUACUCCCAGCUACACUUCUGCAAUCACCACCACCGAGACCACCUCACACAGAACUCCCAGCUUCACUUCUUCAAUCGCCACUGAGUCCACAUCCCCCAGUACUGCCAUCUUCACUUCUUCCAUCACCACCACCGAGACCACCUCCAACAGUACUGCCAGCUUGACUUCUUCAAUGACCACCACCGAGACCACCUCACACAGUACUCUCAGCUUCACUUCUUUGAUCAUCACCACUGAAACCACAUCCCACAGUACCCCCAGCUUGAUUUCUUCGAUCACCAGCACCGAGACCAUAUCCCACAGUACUCCCAGCUUGACUUCUUCGAUCACCACCACUGAGACUACAUCACACAGUACUCCCAGCUUCACUUCUUCAAUCACCAUCACCGACUCCAUAUCCUACAGUAAUCCCGGCUUCAAUUCUUCCAUCACCACCACCGAGACCACCUCACACCAUACUCCCAACUUCCCUUCUUCAAUCACAAACACCGAGACCAUCUCACAGAGUACUUCCAACUUCACUUCUUCAACCACCACCACCAAGACCACGUCACGCAGUACUCCCAGCUUCACUUCUUCAAACACCACCACUGAGAUGACCUCACACAGUACCCCCAGCUUCACUUCUUCGAUAACCACUACUGAGACCACCUCACUCAGUACUCCCAACUUCACUUGUUUGAUCACCGCCACCAACUCCACCUCACACAGUCCUCCGAGCUUCACUUCUUUGAGCGCCACCACAGAGACCACCUCACGCAGUACUCCCAUCUUCACUUCUUCCAUCACCACCACUGAGAGCACCUCACACAGUACUCCCAGCUUCACUUCAUCGAUCACUGGCAUCAAGACCAUCUCACACAAUACUCCCAGCUUCAGUUCUUUGAUCACCGCCACCGAGACCAUAUCACACAGUACUCCCAGCUUCAGCUCUUUGAUCUCCACCACCGAGACCAUAUCAAACAGUACUCCCAGCUUCACUUCUUUGAUCACCAGCACCGAGACCACAUCCCACAGUUCUCCCAGCUUCACUUCUUCAAUCACCACCAUUGAGACCACAUCCCACAGUACUCCCAGCUUGACUUCUUUGAUCACUACAACCAAGACAACCACACAGAGUCCUCCGAGCUUCACUUCUUUGAUCAUCAGCACUGAGGCCACUUCACACAGUACUCCCAGCUUCACUUCUUCAAUCACCACCACCGAGACCCCCUCACACAGUACUCACAGUUUCACUUCUUUGAUCGCUAUCACCGAGAUCAUCUCACACAGUACUCCCAGCCUCAGUUCAUCGAUCGCCACCACUGAGACCACCUCACACAGUACUCUCAGGUUCACUUCUGCAAUCGCCAGCACCGAGACUAUAUCACACAGUACUCCCAGCUUGAAUUCUCUGAUCACCACCACCGAGAUCACCUCACACAGUACUCCCAGCUUCAAUUCUUCAAUCACCGCCACUGAGACCCUAUCACAUAGUACUCCCAGCUUGACUUCUGCAAUCACCAAUACUGAGACCAUGUCACACAGUAUUCCAGGCUUCACUUCUUUGAUCACCACCACAGAGACCACCUCAAACAGUUCUCCCAGCUUCACUUCUUCGAUCACCAACACCAAGACUACCUCAUACAGCCCUCCAGGGUUCACUUCUUCAAUCCCCGCCACUGAGACUACCUCACACAGUCCUCCCGGCUUCACUUCUUCAAUCACUACCACCGAGACCACCUCACACAGUACGUCCAGCUUGACUUCUUCAAUCACCACCAAGAAGACCAUCUCACACAAUCCUCCUUCCAGCUUCACUUCUUCGAUCACGACCAUCGAGAGCCCCUCACACAGUACUCCCAGCUUAACUUCUUUGAUCACUGCCACCAAGUCCACCACACACAAUCCUCCAAGCUUCACUUCUGUGAUCACCACCACAGGGAACACCUCACACAGUACUCCCAUUUUCACUUCUUCAGUUGCCACCACCGAGAGCGCGUCACACAGUAAUCCCAGCUUCACUUCAUCAAUCACCAGUACCAAGAGCAUCUCACACAGUACUCCUAGCUUCAGUUCUUUGAUCACCACCAUGGAGACAACCUCACAGAGUUCUUCCAGCUUAAGUUCUUUGAUCACCACCACCAAGUACACCCCAUACAAUCCUCCGAGCUUCACUGCUGCGAUCACCGCCACAGGGAUCACCUCACACAGUACUCCCAUUUUCACUUCUUGGAUCACCAACACUGAGACCACAUCCCACAAUACUUCCAGCUUGACUUCUUCAAUCACCACCACAGAGACCGCAUCCCACAGUACUUCCAGCUUCACUUCUUCGAUCACCAGCACUGAGACCACAUCUCACAGUACUCCCAGCUUGACUUCUUCAAUCACUGCAACCGGGACCACCUCACACAGUACUCCCAGCUUCACUUCUUUAAUCACCAUCACUGAGUCCACAUCCCACAGUACUACCAGCUUCACUUCUUCAAUCACCACCACUGAGACCACCUCACACAGUACGCCCAGCUUCACUUCUUCAAUCGCCACCACUGAGAUCAUCUCACAUAGUACUCUCAGCUACAGUUCUUCAAUCGCCACCACCGAGACACCCUCACACAGUACUCCCAGCUUCCCGUUUUCAAUCAUGACCACUGAGACCAUAUCACACAGUACUCCCAGCUUGAAUUCUGCGAUCAUCACCACUGAGAGCAUGUCACACAGUAUUCCAGGCUUCGCUUCUUUGAUCACCACCAGCGAGACCACCUCACACAGUCUUCCCAGCUUCACUUCCUCAAGCACCACCACUGAGACCCCUUCACAUAGUCCUCCUGGCUUCUCUUCUUCGAUUGCCACCUCCAAGACCACCUCAACCAGUCCUCCCAGAUUCACCUCUGCGAUUGCCACCACCGAGACCACCUCACACAGUACUCCCAGGUUCACUUCUGUGAUUGCCAGCACCAAGAUCACGUCACAGAACAACCUCACACAGUACUGCCAGCUUCAGUUCUUCGAUUGCCACCACCGAGACAACGUCACACAAUACUCCUGGCUUCACUUCUUCGAUUGUCACCACCGAGACAAGCUCACAGAGUACUACCAGCUUCACUUCUUCAGUCACCACCACUGA